AUGGCGGCGCGGCCUCACCUCAGCCGACCCCCCCCCGUUCCCGCCCCGCCGCGCGCGGGGCACGACGGGAACCGCCCUCAGCCGGGACCCGCCAUUUUCUGCCGGGAAAGGCGGGAAGGGGGAGAUCGAAGCCGCCGCAGCUGCACCGCGGGACCCGCACGGCUCCAGCGCCGCCGCCAGCGCCGCUCGCAGGGACACAGAGAGGACACAGGUGAGCACAGGUGGGUGACACAGGGACACGGGGGUGACACAGGUGGGUGGCAGGGACACAGAGGGGACACAGGUGGGGGUCAGCCCCCCCGGCGGCCGUGCCACACGCGUGUGUCACCUGUCCCCAGCCCCGGCACGGUGGCGCUGCGCGAGAUCCGGCGCUACCAGAAAUCCACGGAGCUGCUGAUCCGGAAGCUUCCGUUCCAGCGGCUGGUCAGGGAGAUCGCGCAGGACUUCAAAACAGACCUGCGCUUCCAGAGCGCCGCCAUCGGGGCCCUGCAGGAGGCCAGCGAGGCGUACCUGGUGGGGCUGUUCGAGGACACAGGGGGGUGA
Molecule: messenger RNA, 543 nt
Organism: Onychostruthus taczanowskii (white-rumped snowfinch)
Lineage: Eukaryota; Metazoa; Chordata; Aves; Passeriformes; Passeridae
Product: histone H3-like 2
Exons: 3
Coding region: 1-543 (180 amino acids)
Cellular component (GO): nucleosome
Molecular function (GO): protein heterodimerization activity; DNA binding; structural constituent of chromatin
Source: RefSeq, a predicted model, not a curated record